Messenger RNA from Zingiber officinale, 603 nucleotides. Its product is annotated as probable CCR4-associated factor 1 homolog 11. Gene Ontology annotation, cellular component: P-body; CCR4-NOT complex; CCR4-NOT core complex. NCBI's taxonomy places the organism in Eukaryota, Viridiplantae, Streptophyta, Magnoliopsida, Zingiberales, Zingiberaceae. The record is from RefSeq and is a predicted model, not a curated record. The transcript has a single exon. The coding region runs from base 1 to 603 and encodes 200 amino acids. Gene Ontology annotation, molecular function: poly(A)-specific ribonuclease activity; nucleic acid binding.
AUGGCUGUUGCAGUCGUCAACAAUAACGAUAUGCUAAUUUCCUCUUCCGCCUUCAGCACCAGCGCCAGCAGAGUCGAGGUUCGCUCCGUGUGGGCUCAUAACCUCGACGAGGAGUUCGCCCUUAUCCGCUCCGCCGUCCCGUUCCACCCCUUCGUCGCAUUGGACACCGAGUAUCCUGGCGUCGUCGUCGCUUCCAAAAAUCCCUACUGCACCCUCACCCUCCCCCAGCGCUACGAAUUGAUCCGCGCCAACGUCGAGGCCCUCCGCAUCGUCCAGGUCGGUCUCACCCUCUCCGACGCCGCCGGCAACCUCCCAUGUGCCAUCUACAGCGACGGCACUUGUGUGCGUUACGUGUGGGAAUUUAAUUUCCGCGACUUCGACAUCAUCCGCGACCGUUACGCCCCUUCCUCCGUCGAGCUGCUCAAGGCUAAUGGCAUCGACUUCCAAAAGAAUCAAAUAUGGGGCAUCGACUCUUGCACAUUCGCCCACCACUUGGCCACCUCCGGCUUGCUUUCCUUUGGCCAUUUUUCUCCCGUCUCCUGGGUACCUUCCUAUAGUCAAGAUGCUGACAUGCGACUGCAAAUUACCAAAGACCGUUCGUGA